GUGAAAGAUGGGUAGAAAUCUUAGUCCAAUACUUCAGCGAGAGCUGGAAAAUCUUGACAAGGAUGCUAAUAGUUGUAAAUCAGCAAUGAGAGCUCUUAAAUCAUAUGUGAGAGACCUAGAUUCAACAGCAAUACCAAUCUUCCUUGCACAAGUAUCUGAGACCAAAGAAACUGGAUCCGUAUCUGGGGGAUACACCAUUUCACUUUAUGAGGUUCUUGCCCGUUUGCAUGGUGUGAAGAUUGUUCCUCAGAUUGGCAUCAUUAUGUCAACCAUUAUCAAGACACUAGCUUCAAGCGCAGAUUCUUUUCCUCUUCGACAGGCAUGCUCAAAGGUGUUCCCUGCAAUUGCAAGAUACGGAAUUGGUCCAACCACACCAGAAGAUAAGAGGAGGCACAUAAUUCAUUCUCUCUGAAAGCCUCUUUCAGAUUCUCUCCUAGGAUCUCCAGAAAGCCUAACUUCAGGGUCUGCUCUUUGCUUGAAGGCCCUUGUAGAAUGUGAUAAUUGGCGGUUUGCUUCAAAUGAGAUGGUUAACAAGUUUCAACCACUCAGGUUUCUCAUAAUAUGGGAUAUGACUGUAGGAGUGUGAACUGGAAGCUCUGGAGUUAUGAAAAUGGAGUGGAUGUAUCCCUCAGGGAUGGUUUGUUCCAUGAGGUAACUGGGGUUAUUCCUCUCUAUGACUCACCUUCUGAGCACCAUGAAUAUACUGGUAAUGGAGAAGAAAACACAGAUGAAUUUUCAGGGUUCUUGCAGAGAAGUCCUAGAAAUGGACCUCUGAGAAGUACCACUCCCAGUCCUCAGAGGUCACGAUGUCACAUUAACGUUGAUGACAUUAACAUCUUCACUACUCCAAGGAAGCUAAUUCACCCACUUCAGGACCCUAAUAUUGUUAAGUCAGACUUCUCUGAAAAACAAACAAGGAGGUUCAGAAGUCUAUCCUCCGGAAGAUUCCAAUCCCGCCCAUCCCCAAGGCAAAAUGGUUUUCAACAUGAUCUGAUGCAUGAGGUUAACAGGAAGGAAAGUUUAUGUAAUAAUGCUGAGCAAUAUGAAGGUGUCUCUGAAUCUGUAUCAUCAACAGAUAGUCCUGCUGAUGGUAAUCUGCAAGAGUUUCUUGAAGUAGUUCCCGUUAUUAAAACUGAAAUUCUGAA
Messenger RNA from Rubroshorea leprosula, 1145 nucleotides. NCBI's taxonomy places the organism in Eukaryota, Viridiplantae, Streptophyta, Magnoliopsida, Malvales, Dipterocarpaceae. The record is from the annotation of a GenBank genome assembly.